AUGGCUAUGUCACUGCCCUUUCUGCGACUGCUGCGCCUCCUCAUCUGCUUCCCGUCCCUAGCGGCGCCGCUUUGGAGCUUGGAGGAGGAGGAGACCCUUCUCGCCGAGUUCAGCGUCCUGCAGACGAGCUCGCAGCUGAACUCUCAUCCGCGGUUCGACCACCACGUCUGGGACGCUUUCUCACCGUGCGUCUCCUUUUCCUGUCCCGGGAUAGAGAGAGGCCAAUGGCACCAGAUGGCUUGGGGCCAAGUCUUGCCUUCGCUCCUUGAAAACGGAGUUUGCAAGGAGUGCGUCUACAACGCCUGCGAGAAGCCACGGAUGUUCCAGCUCGUCCGUGCACCGGCCAAUGCUUUCAGCAGCCUGGGCUUUGUGGCGGUGGGCCUCUUCGCUCUUUCUGUCACAUGCCUGGACCUCCUGCACACGGAUGCGCCCUAUGGGAGACACGGACCUGUGAUCCUCCACGGAAUUCUCUUCGGAACAGUUCUGGUGGCUGAAGGGGGCGCCUCCUUUGCCUACCAUGCGUCUUUGACCCUGCAGAUGAAUAUUCUCGACUGGCGGACAAUGCUCGUAAGCUUCGCAGCUCAGGGUUUCGGCCUGGUGAUUGCCAGCCAAACUUUGCUUCGUCGCCCUGUCAGCAGCUGGCUCUUCGCCAUCCUCUUCCUCGCUUACAGUUUCGUCCUCUUGUUGAGCCUGGGUCUGAGUUGCGGCUGCUUUUGCUCGAUAGACGAGGCCUGCAAUAGCCCUGUUUGGCCCAUGGUGUGGCUGGCCACUGGGCUCUUUUGCCUGUCGGCGCCCUUGUCUGUGGAGUGGUCUGCCUGGCAGUGCAUGCAAGAGCUCCAAGACAGUUCCCAGCUCCGCAUCGUGGCUGCAGCUCGCCGACGCUUUCGAUAUUUGAUGUGGAGCGCGGUGGCGCUGUGGCUAGUCGGAUACAGCUGCAAGCUCCUGGACGAUUACCAAAUCAUGUGUCGGCCUUCGUCACUCUUCCAGUUUGUAGCUCUGAUGCAUUUAGUAAUGGCUGCUGCCAUGCUCUUGAGCUUCCUCGCGACGAGGACAUGCUCGAAGCUCCUCGUAGUGCGCUUGGAAGCCGACCCAAUCAAAUGCCAGGCGAGCGCUCAGCCCACCAGGGGCGGGCUGCGCGGAUGA
Symbiodinium sp. CCMP2592 is the source of this 1143-nucleotide messenger RNA. Lineage: Eukaryota; Dinophyceae; Suessiales; Symbiodiniaceae. The record is from the annotation of a GenBank genome assembly.